UGACUCUAAGCUUUUUUUCUCUCUUUACUUCAUGACUUUCUCUCCCUGACCCCUUUCUCACAUUCCAUUCUUCCUGUUUGACCUCAUCCCCUCUCUGUCUUCUUCUGUCCCCCUAUCCCUCUUCCACGCCAUCACGGAAAAGUUUGGAACCCCAAGUCGUCAUACUUUCCCCGCCUUUGCAAUCCCAAUGUGCUCGACUUGAUCCGACCCUUUCCAACACACAGAGUCGAUCGCGCAGUCGCCCAGCGCCUCUAAGCAUGUCAAUUCUCUGGACACAGGCAAAUCUGCCUGCUGAAGAACCGAUCCCGUUGACUCCGCGCGAAGCCGCAUCAGGACUCCUGGGUUCGGUAUCACUGACCUGCUGGAUUUUUCUCCUGGUCCCCCAAGUAAUCGAAAACUACCGCAACGGCAACGCAGACGCCAUCUCCCUCCUCUUCAUCUUCGUCUGGCUCAUCGGCGACAUCACCAACCUAAUCGGCGGUCUCUGGGCGGGCCUCGUCCCCGUCAUCGUCGCCAUCGCCGUCUACUUCUGCAUCGCCGACGGCGUCCUCAUCACCCAAUGCCUCUACUACAAGGCCAAGACCGCCCGUCUGCACAAAGCCCUCCGAGACAGCCGGCGUCGCUCAUCAACCGACACCCCCCUCCCGACCACGCCCCUGCUGGGCCGCCGCUUCAGCGACGAGUUCCCCGAGGGGGCCGCCCCGUCCCGCCGGGCGCUGGCGUCGUCGCAGCAUCAGCAUCAGCAGGACCAGCCGGAGGAUACGCUCGCCAAGAUCGUGGAGGAGGGCGAGAUUGGGCGACGCGCUUGGUUUAAGAAUCUGAGCAGCGUGCUGGCUAUCUUCGUUAUCGGCAUGGCGGGGUGGACGGUCGCGUGGCAGUCGGGGGUGUGGCGGCCUGUGCGACAGGACCAUCAUGGGGGGGUGGACAUGGCGAAGGGGGCGCAGGUGGUGGGCUAUUUCAGUGCGGUUUGCUAUCUGGGGGCACGUCUCCCGCAGAUCUACAAGAAUUACACCGACAAGUCAUGCGAGGGACUCUCAUUGCUUUUUUUCAUCCUCUCCCUGAUGGGGAACCUGACCUACGGAGCUGGGAUCCUCUCCCAUUCCACGGAACGAGACUACGUCGUGACCAAUCUGCCGUGGCUGAUCGGGUCGCUGGGCACGAUGGUUGAAGAUGUGGUGAUUUUCGUGCAGUUUCGGCUCUACGCGGUGCGUGAGUCGGAUGUAUGAUUACGAUUUUCUUUUUCGUCAUUAUCUUUGCUCCUGUUAUAUUAGUGCGUGAUUGUUGGCGGUGAUAUUGUGUUGUACUGUGCUUUGUACACCUAGUGUCGGAAAAGUUUGGUGUUUCAAAAGUUGGUUGGCGUUAAUUGAAUGAGUUAUGAAUGCUAUGUCGGGCGUUGCUGUAUCGUUGUGAACCCUCCUAC
Molecule: messenger RNA, 1420 nt
Organism: Aspergillus campestris IBT 28561
Lineage: Eukaryota; Fungi; Ascomycota; Eurotiomycetes; Eurotiales; Aspergillaceae
Product: PQ-loop repeat-containing protein
Exons: 5
Coding region: 258-1226 (322 amino acids)
Biological process (GO): basic amino acid transmembrane export from vacuole
Cellular component (GO): fungal-type vacuole membrane
Source: RefSeq, a predicted model, not a curated record